UGCACGCCUGUGCAUCGCCACUAGACCCCUCGGCCAAGCGCUUUGCAAAGGCUCUGGUAACCUGGCAGCGGUUCUUCACCCCAGCCAAGGAUUUCUCCUGCACGUCCCCUCCCGGUCCGCCCCGCCCCAUCCCCGCAGCGGAUCGCCGAGUCCAAUGCAGGGCUUCCGCUGUACUUGCAAGGCUCCUGUCUGUGAACCACGUGUGAAGCCGAGCGCUCCGCUCUUGUUUCUACUGAUGCCAUCCUCCCUAACUCCCCCGAGAGUGAGACCCCAAGGCAGGCUCCUUCACCAUGUGGGGGACGCACUAGGGCUUGCCAAGAGCUCGUAAGGGACCAUCUGCUCUGGGGUUGAUUUCAUGGACAGUACCUGAACCUUGAGCGGUCUGGAGCUGGCUUCUGUUUUCGGUUAGAUCUUCGCUGCUCGGACAGAUGCAGACAAAUGCAUUUAGGAGCAAAAAGGACAAGGACUGGAAGCAUCUCUCCCAUAGCAAAAACGAAAACCCUCCUCCUUUUUCUUGCGAUAUGCAUAGCUGUGGGUGCCGCACAAAUGCCAGCACAAGGCAUAGAUGUUCUUCACCAGUUAGGCCUUGGUGGGAAAGACACACAACAUCCAUCAACAGUGUCUACAAUGCCCUUGUCGUCUGUUCCAUUACCUCAGGGGGUUCACUUAACAGCAUCAGGCAUUGUUUUAACCGGAGAUGCUCACAUUGAAUCCCCUAUCACUCAAGUCAUACCACCAAGUCUAGGAAAUCAGUUCACAUUAUUGAUUGGGCUACACUCUUAUAGAGUAAACAAUGCUUUUCUUUUCAGUAUUAGAAACAAAAACAGACUGCAGUUUGGUGUACAGUUGCUACCAAGGAAGGUAGUGGUAUAUACUGGAGGGAAGCAGUCUGUAUAUUUUGAUUACAGUAUUCAUGAUGAACAAUGGCAUUCGUUUGCUAUUGAUAUUAGAGACAAGACAGUGUCAGUGUUUGCUGAGUGUGGAAAGAAAUAUUACAGCAGGGAAAUACUUUCUAAAGUACAGAUAUUUGAUUUGGAUGGUUUGUUUACCUUAGGACGGAUGAACUCUCAGUCUGUCAGCUUCGAAGGAGUAAUAUGUCAACUGGAUAUUAUCCCCUCUGCACAAGCCUCUGCAAACUAUUGUAAAUAUGUAAAACAGCAAUGUCGCCACGCUGAAACAUACCGAUCUCUGCCAGCACCUCCCGACACAUCAGCUGGGGUGUCUGUAAACUUUCCGAGCAAACAGUUUGGUGACAACAACCAAUCUGAACAUAAAUCAUGGUACUCACAAAAAGAAGCAUUAAGCCUUCCUAGUAACAACACUGCACCAAUCCAUACCCUACCUGAAUCCUUAGCAUUAAGAACUGUUACUCCAUCGGAGCUUGUAAAAUCUGAAUCUCAGUCCACAACAAUUAGACCUGAAGCAAAUGUCCAGGAAAACUUCAGUCUGUCAAUUAAUCAACAGGGCUUGAUCAAAAAGAGGAAUAGCACCAAAAAAAACCUGGGAUCAUCUCAAAAUAGUUCAGAUAAUGCCACAGAAGAUGCAGGCAGAAAAAGUGAGCUCUUCCUCAUUUCUCAUGUAAAACAGAGUAAGAUCAAAGAUGCGAAAACACAAGUAAAGGCCAAGCAGCAUUCAGACGAACCCCUGGAAAUGCAGCAAAUCUUGAACACCACACUAUACAGGGCUACCGUAGACCUGUCUUUGGAUAAUCAGCUCAAUCCAUGGGAGGAAGGUGCAUUUGAUGCUGACGAGACUUAUGAUGCAGAAAACGGUUAUGAAAUUGAUGUUGAAAGUUACAGUUAUGAUUAUGAAGAUCUUAACAAAAUGUUUGAAAUGGAGAAUACAAGAGGGCCAAAAGGGGAAACCGGACCUCCAGGUCCCCCCGGUCCUCCUGGUUUACCUGGUCUGUCAGGGAAGAGAGGUCCAAGGGGUAUUCCAGGGCCACAUGGGAAUCCAGGUUUGCCAGGGCUGCCUGGUCAAAAGGGCCCUAAAGGAGAUCCAGGAUUCUCCCCAGGACAAGCAAAACGUGGAGAAAAGGGUGACCCAGGUCCAAGAGGCUUACUAGGCCCUCCUGGUAUCAAAGGUCAGAAGGGUCCCAAAGGCUAUCCAGGGCCACCAGGUCCACGAGGCGAGCAAGGAAUUCCAGGAAUGGCUGGCAAUGCUGGUUCACUUGGUUACCCUGGCAGGCAGGGUUUAGCUGGACCAGAAGGUAACCCAGGUCCUAAAGGUGUAAGAGGUUUCAUUGGACCUCCAGGGGUGGCAGGACAGCCAGGACCUGAAGGAGAAAGAGGUAUUCCAGGACUGCCAGGAAAAAGGGGUCUUAAGGGGAGACUGGGUUUUCCAGGUGACUUUGGAAACAGAGGCCCCCCUGGCGCAGAUGGGAGUCCUGGAGCUGUUGGUGGCAUUGGGCCUCCUGGAUUUCCUGGGCUGAGAGGUGGUGUUGGGCCUGUGGGACCGAGUGGACCUUCUGGAAUUCCUGGGCCUCUGGGUCUUCCAGGGAGUAUGGGGCAGCCUGGAAUGAAAGGUGAUAAGGGUGAACAAGGCAUUGCAGGAGAGCCGGGUGAGCUGGGCUAUCCAGGAGACAAGGGUUCUGUUGGUUUGCCAGGACCAGCAGGAAUCAGAGGAAAGCCAGGGCCUCCUGGAAAAAUUGGAGAUCCGGGACUCCGGGGACCAUCUGGUCCUCCUGGGCCUGAGGGUUUUCCAGGAGAUAUUGGUAUACCUGGACUAAAUGGCCCUGAAGGUCCAAAGGGACUUCUAGGUGAUCGAGGGCCUCCGGGGGCCCCAGGCCCAAAAGGAAUCGAGGGAGAAGAAGGACCAAUUGGACCUAUUGGAGGAGUUGGACCAAGAGGAAGGCCAGGUCGGAAAGGGUAUGCAGGUGAACCUGGAUCAGAAGGCUUGAAGGGAGAACCAGGAGAUCAAGGAAACCUUGGAAAAACUGGUGAAGCAGGACCCAUUGGUUUACCUGGAGAAAUUGGACCUGCUGGAAUACCUGGUGAAAAGGGAGAGCGAGGCAGUCCAGGGCCAGUGGGCCCUCCUGGAGAGAAAGGUGUCACGGGCUAUUCAGGACCUCCAGGGGGAUUUGGGCCUUUAGGGCCACAAGGACUGCCUGGUCCUUCAGGAGCAAGAGGACCUCCAGGACCACAGGGAUCUAAAGGACGAAGAGGGCAAAGGGGUCUAGAUGGUCCUCCAGGAGAGCAAGGGACACAAGGUAUUAAGGGAGAAAGAGGUGAUCCAGGGAAAAAAGGUGUUCAUGGACUUAUUGGCAAGGCUGGAAACCCUGGAGAAAGGGGUGAUUCAGGAGUACCAGGCUUGCCUGGACCUCCUGGAAACACGGGUGACAGAGGCCCUGUGGGAGAGCCAGGCCCAAGAGGACAAAAAGGUGAUACUGGCCCUGCAGGAGAAAUGGGUUUUGAGGGACCUCCUGGCCCUGAGGGAGAGCCUGGCCUGCAAGGAGAACGAGGUGCAAAGGGAGACAUCGGACCUGCUGGCAAUGCUGGAGAAACAGGAGAACAAGGUUUAAGGGGUGAACCAGGAUCCCCAGGAGAAGAUGGCGUUCAAGGGAAAGAUGGCUCAAAGGGGAUCCCUGGAGACCAAGGGCUUCCAGGAGAGGAUGGUGAAAAAGGAGAGACUGGAAUUCCAGGAAUUACAGGCCCCACUGGUGAACCUGGCAUAGUGGGCAUUCCAGGACCUGAAGGAACACCAGGAAAUCCAGGUCAAAGGGGUCGUCCAGGAAGAAAGGGGGAAAAGGGGCAGCUAGGACCUCCAGGAGAGAUUGGAGCCACAGGUGAUGCUGGCCAAUCUGGAAAAUUUGGUCCUAAAGGCGCAAGAGGGACUAGAGGUCCAUUGGGGCAUUUAGGAGUAAUGGGACCUGAAGGAGAGCCAGGGAUUCCAGGUUAUAUGGGUCAUCAGGGUCAGCCAGGAUCACCUGGUCCUCCAGGACCCAAAGGAGAGAAGGGUUACCCAGGCGAAGACAACACAGUACUGGGACCACCUGGGCCCAUAGGUGAACCAGGUCCUAGUGGUGAACGUGGAGAUAGAGGAGAACCUGGUGAUGAGGGAUUCAGGGGUCACACAGGGCUUCCAGGUCUAAGAGGAGCAAUUGGACAGCAAGGGCCUCCAGGUGAACCAGGUGAAUUGGGGGAACAAGGACCAAAGGGAGAGAGAGGAUCAGAAGGUCCCACUGGAAAAAAAGGAAAGACUGGUCAAGCUGGAAAACCUGGAAUUCCUGGAAAACCAGGCCCACAAGGGCAGAAAGGUGCUUCUGGAUAUCCUGGACCCGAGGGCAUUCCUGGGAGUCCUGGAAAGCCUGGGUUACCUGGGAAUGCUGGCUUUCCUGGCAAUAAAGGAAGCCCAGGAAUAGCAGGGCUGGCGGGGUAUCCUGGAACUCAGGGAGCAAAGGGAUUGCGAGGCAUGCCAGGUAUCAGUGGAGAACCAGGACUAAAGGGUGAGCGAGGGCUUCAGGGUCAUCCAGGAAAACAAGGUAAAAGAGGCCUUCCUGGGGUACAAGGUGAUCAAGGCCCACCAGGAGAUCCUGGAUUGAAAGGGAAAACUGGAGAACUUGGAGAUCAAGGUUUGAUGGGAUUUCAAGGAUUCCCAGGUCCAAAAGGUCCUGAUGGGGACAUUGGUUUAGUUGGAAUUCUGGGUCCUAAAGGACCUACAGGCCAAAUUGGAUACACUGGCCCCGUUGGUCAAGAAGGCAUAAUAGGCCCAACAGGCAAACCUGGAUCCAGGGGUGAAAAAGGCUCCAGGGGUGAAAUUGGCCCUCAGGGACCACGGGGUCAUCCAGGUCCACCAGGUCCACCUGGGGCACCUGGUCCAAGAAAACCAAUGGACAUCAAUGCUGCUAUUCAAGCCUUGAUUGAAUCAAAUGGUGCACUACAGAUGGAGAGCUACCAGAAUACUGAAGUAACUUUACUAGAUCACAGUGCAGAGAUAUUCAAAACGCUACACUAUCUCAGCAAUUUACUGCACAGUAUCAAGAACCCCCUCGGCACUCGGGAUAACCCAGCACGCAUCUGCAGGGAUUUGCUUAACUGUGAACGUAAAGUAUCAGAUGGAAAAUACUGGAUUGACCCAAAUAUUGGAUGUCCUUCUGAUGCCAUUGAGGUUUUCUGCAACUUUACUGCUGGUGGCCAGACAUGUCUAUCACCCGUAUCUGUGACAAAGUUGGAGUUUGGAGUUGGAAAAGUGCAGAUGAACUUCCUUCAUUUACUGAGCUCAGAAGCAACCCAUACCAUCACAGUUCACUGUCUGAACACGCCAGUGUGGGGAACAAAUGAGGCAGAUGCUCAGAAAACAUCUGUUCACUUCAAAGGCUGGAAUGGUCAAAUGUUUGAAGCAAAUACACUACUUGAACCAAAGGUGCUUACAGAUGAAUGCAUGAUCCAAGAUGGCAGCUGGCAUAAGACCGAGUUCCUUUUUCACACUCAGGACACUACUGACCUUCCGGUUGUUCAGGUGCAUACGUUUCCUCAUCUCAAACCAGGACAACAGCAUACCAUAGAAAGUGGUUCAGUGUGCUUUCUCUAAGCUUCCUAACCUGAUUCUGG
Molecule: messenger RNA, 5549 nt
Organism: Gopherus evgoodei (Goodes thornscrub tortoise)
Lineage: Eukaryota; Metazoa; Chordata; Testudines; Testudinidae
Gene: COL24A1
Product: collagen type XXIV alpha 1 chain
Exons: 60
Coding region: 439-5529 (1696 amino acids)
Molecular function (GO): extracellular matrix structural constituent
Source: RefSeq, a predicted model, not a curated record